This is a messenger RNA of Asterias rubens (European starfish), 2078 nucleotides long. RefSeq names its product glutathione hydrolase 1 proenzyme-like. Gene Ontology annotation, biological process: glutathione catabolic process. NCBI's taxonomy places the organism in Eukaryota, Metazoa, Echinodermata, Asteroidea, Forcipulatida, Asteriidae. The transcript has 11 exons. Bases 106 to 1992 code for a protein of 628 amino acids. The record is from RefSeq and is a predicted model, not a curated record. Gene Ontology annotation, molecular function: glutathione gamma-glutamate hydrolase. Gene Ontology annotation, cellular component: plasma membrane.
ACCGCCAUUGUAGCCACUCUCUGGUGCUACUAUCAAAGACAGAUCUUGUCAUCAUAAAGCUACAUAGAGUUCUACCGUCACGUACAGGUAGGCCUGUACUUCACUAUGGACAUAACCUCAAAAGAAAAACGCCGCUAUUCUGUGCUUAUCAUUAUUCUCGGAGUCAGUGUGGUUGUUUUGGUUUGUGUUGGUGUGAUUGUUGGUUUAUACUUCGGUCAGUCAAAUGAGGAAAGCAAUGACAGUCCAUCAGCUGAACUACCUCAUGGUGUAUAUCAACACGCUGCAGUAGCAACAGACAAUGCUCAAUGCUCACAAAUGGCAAGGGAUAUUCUGUUGGAUGGAGGGUCUGCAGUGGAUGCAGCAAUUACUGCAGCAUUGUGUCUUGGAGUAACGAAUCCACAAAGCUCUGGGCUAGGUGGUGGGUUAUUCAUGGUAGUCUACAAACGGAAUGAGAAGAAUGUUACAGCGAUGAUCGCAAAUGAAAUCGCACCAGCGGCUUCGUAUUUCGAUAUGUUUGUAAAUGAUACCGACGAGGCCAAAUACGGAGUGAGAUCUGUGUCAGUACCGGGUGAGUUAGCUGGUUUGUGGGCAGCUCAUCAGAAAUAUGGAAUCUUAUCAUGGGAACGCCUUCUCAGACCUGUCAUCUAUAUAGCAGAGAAUGGAUUUCCCCUGACAUGGCACACUGUGUACACUCUGCAAAUACUGGAGAAGAAUUUUGAUAAAUAUCCUGCUCUUAGGGAGCUUUAUACAAAACCCGACGGCUCUUUGAUGAAGGCGGGUGAUAUCAUCAGAGCACCUGUUGGUCUGAUUAACACAUUACGAGAGAUCGCCACAAAAGGAGCUUCAGUCUUCUAUCAGGGAGAUGUGGGUCAAAAGUUAGUUCAGGACAUCCAAUCAGGAGGUGGAAUAAUUACAAUGGAAGAUUUAACCAACUACGUCGUUUCGUGGGAGCAACCAUCCGUGCUGAAUCUUGCUCAAUACAAAAUCAUGUCAACCUCGAUCCCAUCCAGUGGGGACCUUCAACAGUUCACUGUCAGUAUACUUCAAAAAUGUAAUCUGGGAAUGGUCGACUUCGACACAUUCGAAGGAAAGCUGAAACUGUACCACUAUUUUAUUGAAGCCAGCAGCUUUGCUAUCGGGUUCAGACUUCAUAUCGGCGAAGCAGAUACACAGGAGGUUCACAGGACACUUGCAGCUUUAUCCUCCAGUGAUUAUGCUCAGCAUAUCUGUUCAUUGAUCAAUGCUACCCACGUAACAUUCACAUCAAUAAGUGAUUAUGACACUUAUGAUGAUUUACCAUCAUCUAAAAGAGCUGUUCGUCACCAAUACCCCGAAGCCCCGAGUGGGGAACCCGAAACACCGAAUGAAGAUCCCGAAGCACCGAAUGAGGAUCCCGAAGCACCGGCUGAGGAUCCCGACGCCAUGCUUGGGGAUACUAGUCACUUGAGCGUCCUGGCAGAAAAUGGUGACGCUGUAUCUUUGACAACCACAGUAGGAAAGUACUUUGGAGGUAGAUUUUUCUCAAACCAGACGGGUUUAUUUCUCAACGAUCACAUGGGCAACUUUUAUUACAAUGGCCGUACUCCACCAUGGGAAGCGAACAAACUAGAGCCUGGUCGACGCUCAAUGUCAACGGUGUGCCCCACGGUCAUUACAGAGGAGGAUGGGUCGGUGAAGGAAAUUGUUGGGACAUCUGGUGGAUUACGUAUUAUAUCAACAACUGCUUGGGUAAUGUUCCGCAGUCUUUGGAGUCAACAUGAGAAUGAUCUAGAUGUUGUGAUUGAAGAGCCGAGAUUGUAUCCGUAUAGCACUAGUCAUAAGAUAUACUACGAGAACGACUUCCCACAGGAUCUUUUGGAUGGGCUGAGGUCUAUGGGUCAUAACAUGGUAUCCACUACAUCAUUUAGUGUAACUCAAGCAAUCAUAAGAGAUGAUGGUAUUAUACAUGCUCAUUCAGAUUCACGUAAGAAAGGUGAUACGGCUGGUUAUUAGGCAAAUAGUCAUUGAUCAUCUUAAAGUCACCUGGAAGUGGUAUUUUUUUCAAAAUCAAGCUUUUGUCACUAAUAUAUGUGUUUUGA